Molecule: messenger RNA, 5169 nt
Organism: Caenorhabditis auriculariae
Lineage: Eukaryota; Metazoa; Nematoda; Chromadorea; Rhabditida; Rhabditidae
Source: the annotation of a GenBank genome assembly
AUGCGCAAUAUUGAUAGAUGGCAAAGAAACUGCCCCGUGCUGUGCGAAGAAAACUUCAAAUCCAAGUACGAGCUUAUUGAUGAAGUCAUCGGAGAAGGUUGUCUUAGUUCUAUCUUUCACAAUCAAUAUUGGUUGAAGGGUCGUUUGGAACGGUCAUCACCGCUAUAGCCAAAGUACAGGGGACUAAGAGAGCUGUGAAAGUUAUUCGACGGCUGAGAAAAGUAUCAUUCCUUCUCAUUGAAUUGAAAGUAAGCGUAGAAAAUCAUGAUCAAACGUUUGUAUCAAUAUUUUCAGCUGUUGACUCAACUCGGAGGUUUUUUCAAUGUAAUCAGCUUUUAUGAUUUUUUCCAUGCCAGUGGCUCUAUUCUUAUUGUCAUGGAGUACUUCGAACACUGCUCCGUUGCGGUGAGAUUUUUUUUCCGAAGUUUAUGUCAAAAAGUUUUUUUUUUCUACAGUUUUAACCUAACAAGAACUUAGUCGUUCUUUUUAUAAUAAAAAAAGUUGAUUUCAUAAAAAAUAUUAUUUAGAAAGAGAAGAAGCAAUUUUUACUUUUCGAGUAAUUUCUCUAUUUUAGGAACUUUUGAUGCACUCGAGACGCGAAAAGACGUUUCCAUUACUUUACUUCCGAAAUCUUCUAACUGCUCUUGCUUACUUACAUGACAACAACUUUGUCCACCGAGACGUCAAACUAUCCAAUUUUCUAUACAACCCGAAACAGAAUAGGUGAGAAAAUAUCAUCUUUUAUCGAGUAGAUAUUUGUUUGAGCUUCCGUAUCGUGGAUUUCGGACUCGCCACGAUCAAUAGGUCUGAGAACGAACAAACGCAGGUUGGAGUUUAUAUCGAUUCAUCUUCCUUGAAACGGUGAAAUGCGAUAUUUAAAUUGUGUGCACGGUGCGGUCGCGAUGAGUUUGGCGCUAUUAAAAAAAUCUCUUUGAUGGGAUCCUUGUCUGAAAAUCAUCUCUGUUUUUCAAAAAAAAAAAAUACAAUGGUAGUCAACUAUCAAAAAAUUAAUGGAAACAGAGCAAUUGAAAACGCGCAUGUCUCGAUAUUUCUGCACAGGUAAAGCCCAAACGGCCUUAAAGAGGCCUUAAAAAGAAGAGUCUAAAGCUCUUUUUCGAGUUCCUCAAAAAGUGUCAAAAGUUUCUCGGAAUUUUUUUUUGCCUUUUUUCCGCCUUCCUUUUUCCUUCUUGAAAGGUCCUUCUGAGAAAAAGGUCAUAUCAAAAAAUUAAUGAAAACAGGUCAAGAAAAAGGUGCCUUGCUUUUUUUUUCUAAAAAGUUCUUUUUGACACCUUUUGGGCUUUGCUCUGUAAAAAGCUGUAUAUGAAUAUGUAAUCGAAAAUAAAAUAAUCUUCAUGAAUACUUUCCCAACAGAGGGCGAUCCUCCAAGAGCUGGAAGAAAACGAAGAAUGUUCGGAAUGCGGACGGAAAGGCGAGCUUUGUCUCAAGUGUCGGAUGAAAACAUCCCGAGAAACCUACACUGCAGUGCGUUUAGUUUUUAAUUUCCAGUUUUUUUUUUGCAUGUCCAUUGCCCUAUAUGUGCUUUAAGGUUGGAACACCUGGAAUCCGAGCUCCCGAACUCCUUUUUGGCAUCGGAACUUGCGCAGCUCCACUGGAUGUUUUCUCCGCCGGACUCUGCUUGUUGUCUCUUCUCGCGUUGAAACAUCCUUUCUUCAUGCCCGCCAAUGAGAUCGAAAACAUUGCAAACCUUGCCUCGCUCGUGGGCUCCGAGGCCAUAGAAAAGGUUUCCUUUUCUCGUUCAAACUCAGCUUUUCACAACUAACCAGACAAUGGGCUUAGCUUACAGUGAGACUUCUGAAUGAGACCAUGUUUUCUUGAUGUAAGUUUUCAUGCUGAUUUCAAAUCCGGUCUCAAAAGCUGCCACAUAGGUCUGUGAAAAAAGUUAUGAACCCUCAAAAGUUUUAGACCACUUCAUCAUAAUUUUUAUCAAUCUUUCGAUCAGUAGUUCCGAUUUUUUAAAAUUUUUUGUUAUGCGCAUAAUUAAUGGCAUUUCCCAGGUUUUUAAAAAAGAAAGCUUGCCAGACAAUGAAAAAAAAUAAAGUAAAAGCAUCGUAUUUAAUAAAUUAACACAGUGUUCGAGCAUAGAAUCACAUUUGAAUCAGACUUGAUCGGAAAUUUGGUAGAACCCCCUAAUAGGAAGUAAAAAUUCAAAAUAAAAAUGUAUAAUAAUGAAAUGGUCUCAAAAUUUUAGGCAAAGUCGGAAAGGGUGGAAAAAGGCUUCAUAUAAAUGUUUCUUUUAGGGUGACAAAGAUUCCUUUUUUGCUGCCUUUUUGCGCCAUUUCAUGGGCUCUUAUGCACCAUUUUUGCUGCCUCUCCAUCUCCCACCAUUUCUUGACCCUUUAAAGUUAUAGAAAAAAUGGAAGGCUCGAAAAAGGGACUCUUUUUGCUGCCUUUAUGCGGCUUUUCUUGAGCCUCUCCCUUUUAGCGGCCACUAUUCAACUUUCCGACUUUGCCCGAGUCUAUUGAAGAUCCUUAGUCCAAACUGCUCAUUUUUUAUUCAAUAGAUAAUUUCUUCCUUUUUCUGAACGGUCCUAUUUCAGAUGGCUCUGAGUGAAGGUUUGCGAGUGACAGUCUCUCCCCCUUCAAAGCCACUGGACUUCAAUAAAUUGGUUUGUGCAAUUGCUUCUAUAUAUAAGGAGUUUCCCUCAGGUGAUCUGCUCGCGAUACGGGUUCGAUGCGGUCUCUCGUUGUUCCGAGUGGCUGCCGGCGGAUAAAUGCGCCUCGUGUGCCGAUUUUUGCUACAACAACGAGAACGGCCUCUGCAUAUGUUAGCUUUUUCUUCACGUCGUUCCUUUUUUUUUCGGGUUUUCACGUCCUUAACGGUUUUCGAUCCGAGUUAGGGCAGUUGAAAAGCGGCGUCUGUUUGAAAGGGGCCAGGCUUUCAAUUUUUAUAUAAACCUUAACUUCUUCUUCCUACGCCUUUGUACGGCUUGAGCGGCGUCGGCGCCCCAAAUCGAUUAGCCGGGGUCCUAUUUUGAUAAUCAGUGAACUGGCUUGAGUGACAUAUCCGUCCUUGUGUGUGUGUGACGGUUGGGGGUUUUGAAUUCGUGAUUUCGCACUACCAACAUUUCUUAAACCCCUUGGUUGGGUCGGGGCGGGGAUUGAACUUGUGACCCUGUGGACCGUAGACAGGCACACAACCUGUUGCGCUAAGGCGCGUCCCCUAUAAACCUUAACUUUACGAAAAUAUUUAAAAUUUGGAAGUCAGUUGUGGAAUGUCGCCAUUCUUGAGUCAAAUGUCGCGUUUCAGCGACGCCUUCAAAUGAACUUCCCUAUCAAUAUCGAGUUUCACGUUGCCGUAAAAUCACUUCUCAUUUUUUCAGGCCGGCCGGCCUCUAAUGAGGGAAAGUAUUCGACAAAUGGUCUCGUUGACGAUCUCCCGAUUCUCUAUGUCGAUCUUCUUUACCACUCCCUAGAGGUAUCUGUAUUCGGUAGCCACUCGAAACCUCGGAAAAAGUUCAGGUGGACCGAAGGAGUCGAUACUCGGCUCACAGACUUCUCCAAGUCAUCGAGGCCUAUGACAGGCGGAACUUUGUAUAAAUAGCUCAAUAAAUGGAGAGAUUUUCUCGUGAGUGUUAGAACAUCAAAACUUAUCUCGUAAAACCGAUGGCCCCUUCGAUUAUUGCAUGUAUAACUUAAUUCACACCGUCUUUUUUUGCGCGUUGUAGCUCAAAUUCGGUUAGAAAAUCCCAACAAUGGUUCUUAACUUGAAAAAAAAGUCAACAGAAGGAUAGGCUUUAUUAAAAUCACGCCCAGGUCGGGAUCGACAUUCACUUCGACCAAAAAUAGCAAAAUCUUUCUUCAAUUCGUCUUACGCCAAUGCUGUUUCUGACUAAAGGUCCUUCGAUUUUUUCUUCUGCAGUUGCGCCUUGAAGAUCUCAGAAUGUAGCGAAUAUUAUUGCUUGGAACCGGAGACCGUGCUCUAGGUUGGAGCCUCGAAAUGAGAGCGACCACUCCGAGUGAAGACUUCACCCGAAAUAAUUCUUUAAGUUAUGAACAUACCCUUAAACAAAUCUGUCUACCAAAUACAAAUAAAAUAUAAAGCUUGAAGUGCAAUAUUUUAGCCAUCCCUGUAAAGAAAAUUUCGUGGAUAACCUACUCAAACAUUUUUUACCCGAUACAGUAUCACGAACGAGUAUAACGUGCCCGGUCGCAAAUUCCGUAUCAGUCUUGAUUUUGGACAUUUGCGACAUUCGGUCAAGGACGACCAACGCCAGCCGAUGAACUCAGAUUCCAAGGGCGGCUGAACUUAGCGGAUCGCCCAACUCGACCAUUGUUAUUGUUCACAAUCCAUAUCCGCUGGAAAAUUUUUUUUUUUCAAAAUCUGAUACGCUCUUUUAAAAUUUACUAUCGUGCUAGCUCACCAAUGAAUGGUCUCCGGUCGCAGGGGGGCCCCUGAAUGAGAACAAGUUUACUAGAUGUAGUUUUCACACUGAUUCCGAAUCUGGUCUCAAAAACUGCCGAGGAGGUCUGUGAAAAAAGUUAUGGACCAUCAAAAGUCGCGAAUUUCAGUGUCACCGAUUGAGCUCAUUUUUUGAGCAUCCUGAUAACAUAUAACAAAUUAUUCUUCUCAUAAAAAAAAAAUUUUAAAGCCUAGAUAUGAUUUUUCAAAGCUCCGCCAAACGUAAGGGAUUGCGGGGCUUGGUAAUGCGUCACAAAAAAAAGUUAAUUCGAGAGCUCAGUUAAGAAUUCUUGGCGAUUUCAGCUUUUACGCUGAAAAAAAUUAUUGUUUCUGAAUGAUUCUGGUCAGUACGGACCGUAGUGUUUCGAUGCGUUAUUCCUCGUUUUUGAACGAUAAAAAAAUUUUAAAAAAAUGUGUAGAAAUACACUUUUUUUCUGUUUUUUUCUGAUAACUGUUAUCAGGUUUCAACUAGUAGAUUUUUAAAAAAUAAUCGUAUGAUUUUAAUAGUUUCUAAAAUCUCGUUUGCCCGAGUCGAAGUUCUGCAACCUUAGAAAAUUGAUUGCAACUUGGAAAACCACUUGAGAGCUCUGGUUGAACUUCAGUAUGAUGGGCCUAACGGGAAAGCGAGAAGUAUCGAGGUCAAAAAGCGUGUGGAAACUCAGCAGGGAUGCCUGAAUCUCCUUUUGAGAACCGCGGGGUGGAGUCGAGGUCCUGGCUGGUGCCAGGCCAACGUCUCUUUGGCGUCCUGA